UCCGUUCGCUUACAGAGUUAUAGACGAUAGCUUGCAACCAUAAAAAACAAACAGACGUUAGCUUAGCUUGUUAGCAGGGUGAGGUGUCAGCGAACAAAUCGAACUACAUUCAAACCAGAGUACAAAACACGUCGAAAAAGACUUUUGGAAACAGAGAAGAUGGACCAUAAACUACAGGAAGUAUUUUUAAAAACCGAAGAGACGCAGCAGAGAACAGGACUUGAACAACAGAAGUGGAGCUUCUUUCAGAACCAAGUUGAUUCACACAUUAAAAAGGAACAGGAGGAACUUUGGAGCAGUCAGCAGCAUCAUGGGUUGGCUGAGGAUCAUGUUUCACAGAUUCAAUUCACUUCACUCGCUCUGAAGAGUAAAAAUAAAGAUGAACCUCAGUCUUUGCAGUGCCACCAAAGCCAAGCAGAUGAGAAGAGAGAGACAAAACCUCGAGGCAGCAUCUUGGUGAAAACAGGCAAAGAUGAAGGACAGAUGAAAACAGGAUCUGAUGAAAAGGACUGUGGAGGACUGAAUCCAGCCCACAGCAUCAAUCAAGAUAAUCAUUUACUACAAACUGACUCAUACAUCUCUUAUCCAUGUUUGAAUGAAGAUGACAAUGAGAGUGUUGACAGCGACUUUUGGAAGGAGACCAGAGAACGCCAGCCAGAUACGCAGCAGUUGUUCGUGACAAAAGAUACAGGUCCCUCAGAACAGCACAGAUGGAACUCCACUUUGGACUCAGACAACCCACAACUCCCUCAUAUUAAACAAGAACAGGAAGAACUCUGGAUCGGUCAGGAACGAGAGCAUGAACAAAGACUCAAACAGGCUGAUAUCACCAAGAACCUACGGACAUCUGGCUCUGUGAAGAGUGAGCAUUAUGAAGUGAAUCUUCAGUCCUCACAGUGUUGUCAGGCCCAAAGUGAAGAGAGAACACAUGCAAAAUGUCCAGACAGCAGUUCUGCUGAACUAUUGAAAAAGGAAGCUGAUGGAGACACCUGUGCAGACUCUCAAUCAGUCAGCGACUUUAGUCCAGAUAAUCACUUCCAAACAAAGGCUAAUGAUAAAGAAACCGCCAUCUACAAAUAUGUGACAGAAGACAGUAACGACAGUGUUGACAGUGAUUUUUGGAAGGAGAACAGAGCACGCCAGUCAUAUUCCGCUGAUAAAUGUAAUGUUGAUGAGAAACCAUUUAGCUGCUCCAAGUGUGGUAAAAGAUUUGUCUAUAAGCAUCAUCUGAGGAAACACAUGAGAGUAACAAAAGAGAAACCAUUCAGUUGCUCUGAGUGCAGUCAAAGUUUUGGAUACAAGAACAGCUUAAUGGCCCACAUGAAAAUACACGCAGGAGUAAAGUUAUUUAGUUGCUCUGAGUGUGGUAAAAGAUUUGUCUUCAAAAACAGUCUGAAGAUGCACCUGAGAAUUCACACAGGAGACAAACCGUUCAGCUGCUCGCAGUGUCAUAAAAGGUUUAUCUACCAGAACCAUCUAAAGAUACACAUGAGAGUUCAUACAGGGGAAAAACCGUUUAGUUGUUCCCAGUGUGGUCACAGAUUUGGCUACAGAAACAAUUUAAUGGAUCACAUGAGAAUUCACACAGGAGAAAAACCAUUCAGCUGUUCUCUGUGUGGUCAAAAAUUUAGCUGUAAAAAUGAUAUGAAGAGACAUGCAAGAAUUCACACAGGAGAAAAACCAUUUAGUUGCUCCAUCUGUGCCAAAAAAUUCACUCAGAGAUCAAACUUAACGAAACACAUGAGAGGUCAUACAGGCGAGAAGCAAUUUGGCUGCUCUGAAUGUGGUAAAAGAUUUAUUCAAAGAUCACAGUUAACCACACACAUGAGAAUUCACACAGGAGAAAAACCAUAUAUGUGCACUAACUGUGGGAAGACAUUUGGUGACAAGAGCUCUCUCAAUAGACAUGUCAGAAUUCAUACAGGGGAGAAAAGCUUUCGGUGCUCAUUUUGUGGUAAAGGAUUUACACAAUCUGUGCAUCUGGCACAACAUGUAAGGGUCCACACAAGAGAAAAACGUUUCAGUUGUGAUGUUUGCAACAGCAAGUUUAUUUCAAAAGCAUCCCUCACACGCCAUGUAUGUACUGGUAUGUCCACAGAGCACCAUCAAGAUCAAAACAAAAUGAACAGAGAAGCAAAGCCACAAGGCAGGAGCUCACCUUGAAAAUGUAAGCUGAUGUGGGCUGGAGCAUCAAACAGAUUCACAAACUUUGGUCCAGAUAGGUUUUUUUUUUUUUUUUUUUA
Thalassophryne amazonica is the source of this 2243-nucleotide messenger RNA. Its product is annotated as oocyte zinc finger protein XlCOF22-like. Lineage: Eukaryota; Metazoa; Chordata; Actinopteri; Batrachoidiformes; Batrachoididae. Gene Ontology annotation, molecular function: RNA polymerase II transcription regulatory region sequence-specific DNA binding; DNA-binding transcription factor activity, RNA polymerase II-specific. The coding region runs from base 160 to 2163 and encodes 667 amino acids. Gene Ontology annotation, cellular component: nucleus. The transcript has 3 exons. The record is from RefSeq and is a predicted model, not a curated record. Gene Ontology annotation, biological process: regulation of transcription by RNA polymerase II.